GGCGGAUGUUCCCUGUUUUGAAGAUCAGUGUGUCAGGCUUGGACCCAAAUGCCAUGUAUUCCUUCCUGUUGGACUUUGCCCCAACUGACGGCCACCGCUGGAAGUACGUCAACGGAGAAUGGGUGCCAGCUGGGAAACCAGAGCCACCAAACCACAGCUGCGUCUACAUCCACCCAGACUCUCCCAACUUUGGGGCUCAUUGGAUGAAAGCUGCCAUUUCCUUCAGCAAAGUCAAACUUACCAACAAGCUCAAUGGGAGUGGGCAGAUAAUGUUGAACUCCCUGCAUAAAUAUGAGCCCCAGGUACACAUAGUUCGCGUAGGAGGCCCCCACCGGAUGGUGAUGAACUGUUCCUUCCCUGAGACGCAGUUCAUAGCUGUGACUGCCUAUCAAAAUGAAGAGAUAACAGCUCUCAAAAUCAAGUAUAAUCCCUUUGCCAAAGCCUUCCUGGAUGCGAAGGAAAGAAACCAUCCCAAGGAUGCUCCAGAAACAGUCUCUGAAGGUCAACAUAUGACAUAUUCUCACUCUCCACACACUCCCCACGGCUGCGAGCGAUAUUCAGCACUGCGAGGGCAUCGGGCUGCUCCGUACCCACCUUCCUACAUGCAGAGAAAUCAUUCACCUACAGUUAAUUUGUUGGAGAGCUCCAGCAAUAAUCUUCCGGUGUUCUCUGGACAUGACAGCUGGACUUUGCCAUCCUCUCCCCAUGCUAAUUUGCUCUCAGUGCCACACACGAAGGGAGCUGCCAGCCCUGGACCCAGCCACUACCCUUGCCUGUGGACAGUGAGCAACAGUGCUGUAAAUGUUGCCAACCCAGGAAGCGAGGUGAACAGCAGCUCUUCAAGCAUGUUUCUAAGGGGUAAUGUCCCCUUACCCACCGCGUCAUCUGUCCAAAUCCCUCUGCAGGGAACAGUGUCGGGCGGUAUGGAAACACAAGGGGAAACCGCUCUAGGUAGACUAGCUGACUCUGUGUGGCCAUCCUCACACUCCUUUUAAUGGACAGGCAGCUCACAAAGGAAGCUCAGCCCAACGAGACUGACACAAAUGGCAAACGAGGCCCCUAGAACUGCAGCUCAGAGCAGGGAUGUGUAUGCAAAAAACUAACAACUUCAUCAAACAUCACUCUCCAUAAUGUACCUAUUGUGCGCCAGAGAAGCUAAAAUGCAUAAUGCAAAGGCAGGAAAUGUUAUGGGAACCAGCUUAUUACUGUAACCUUUAUGUGUCAUUCAGGAUGAAAGAAUCUUUAUAGUUUGUUUUUGCUUCUAUAUCACAUUAAAAAACGGUCAGAGACAUGGGACUGAGUGAAGCAGACAUGGCAGCUGGAUGUUU
Balearica regulorum gibbericeps (East African grey crowned-crane) is the source of this 1328-nucleotide messenger RNA. NCBI's taxonomy places the organism in Eukaryota, Metazoa, Chordata, Aves, Gruiformes, Gruidae. The record is from RefSeq and is a predicted model, not a curated record.